GAGGUGUUGAUCUCACUGAGUAGGCGUCUGCAGAUCCUAAGCAGUUUGCACGCUGCCUGGUUGAGUUGCGCAGCCUGUACAAGUUAACAAGUUGUUCAUGUUCUGUGUUCUUUUCAAACAGCACCAUUCUUUUGCUGUGUGUGCUGUCAACUGAAUGCUGGGAGUCGGUUUACUAAUCUUCCUCUUAAAAGCAAGCUCUUUAAGUUGAUUCAAACUUAAAUAGUGCUUAAUAGUCCAACGUGAACUGCAGCUGCAAAAACAAGCAUAUCCCCCCUUGCUUGCUCAUUCAAGAGAUCAAUAAAAAGGAGCGCACGGCAGAAGGGAGAGGAGAAACAGCACGCAUCGAGACCGAGAAUGAUUCUUGUGUGGAAAGACGGAGCGGCGUGACCGAGACGCGGCUGAGCCUGGGCUCCGCAGGACUGAGCGGUCAUGCAGCCCGCGGAGCGCGGAGCCGCUGCGCUGCACAGAGGCAGCCCGAGUCGCGCAAGCGGGGGACUGCCAGCACCCUGGGAUGUGGCGCUUAUCUCCAGCGCAUAGAGCGACUGGCCGCAGUCACUGCUUACUGAGAGCGGAGAGGGCUUUAAAGUUCUCAGAUAUGAAAAGGACUACAAAACAUUUCAAGGUUUUGGACCCAAAUGUCAAGUCCGAAGGAGGCUAACUCUGUCAAGGAUCAGCAGUGUGUGACGAGCUAGCAAUACAGUGGGAGUCCUGCAUGAUAAACCUGCUGGGUAUUUCCGAUGUCUCUCUGUGCUGCAUGAUUUUAAAUUGGCCCUUGCCUGGCUGAAAGCAAAAUGAUGAGCUAUGCUAUCAUCUGAUAUCCAAGCAUGGAUGGAGUCAGUCAGAAGAGCAACGCAAGUUAAUGAGACUAUUGCUCUUGUAUUUGGAGCUUAGGACAAGCAAUUACAGAAGGAUUACUUUGACUUUUUCAACAUAGCAUAUUUACUGGAGAAGUAAGCAUCACUGUUCCAAGUUUAAGACAUUGUGUUUUUCGGGAUUUUGGUACUAUUUCUCUAUAUUAUUUUGUUUUGUUUUUUUAUCCCUUUGUUUUUCCAGAAAUUGAACAACAAAAAAAAAAUAAUACUGAUUCCCUCCAUCUUUAAGAGAUGGAGUUUCAGACGCGUCUGUGGAAUAAAGACUGGGUGUCCUUUUUAAAAUCAUGGAUAACCAUUCUCUUAGGCCUCCAUAUUCAGUUUUAUCGGGCAGCUUCUUGUCCACAAGAGUGCCGUUGUGACAAAACGUUUGUUUAUUGUAAUGAGCGGAGCUUGACGUCAGUGCCUCUUGGAAUACAGGAGGGUUACAAGACUCUCUACCUCCACAAUAACCAAAUCAACAAUGCUGGAUUUCCUGUUGAGCUGCACAAUAUUGUUUCCGUGGACACGGUUUACUUGUAUGGGAACCAGCUUGAUGAGUUCCCCAUGAACUUGCCCAGAAAUGUACGGGUGCUCCACUUACAGGAAAAUAAUAUUCAGACUAUCUCUAGAGCAGCUCUUGCCCAGUUGUUAAAACUUGAAGAGCUGCAUCUAGACGAUAAUUCCAUCUCCACCGUUGGAAUUGAAGAGGCUGCAUUUCGGGAAGCCAUUAGCCUUAAACUUUUAUUUUUGUCUAAAAACCAUUUAAGCAGUGUGCCAAUUGGUCUGCCACUUGAUCUCAUCGAGAUCAGACUCGAUGAAAACAGAAUAGCUACCAUUUCUGACCAAGCAUUUCAAAAUGUGACAAAGCUUGAACGCUUAAUUUUAGAUGGCAAUCUUUUGACUAAUGAGGGUAUAGCCAGGGGAACCUUCAAGCCUUUGGUCAAGCUAGUAGAACUUGCAAUGGCUCGGAAUUCCCUCACGGUACCUCCACCUGACCUUCCUGGAGACUUGUUAGAGCGACUCAGCUUGCAGGAUAAUCAGAUGACAGAGAUCCCAGUAGCAACCUUUUCCAAUCUGCAUCAGCUGCAGAAACUGGAUAUUUCAAAUAACCUUCUGCAGUCGCUCACACCUGGGGUCUUUGAUGGGCUUACCAACUUGAAACAGCUCACUGUUCGAAACAACUUGUGGUUCUGCGAUUGCAACAUUAAAUGGGUCACCGAUUGGCUAAAAUCUUUACCGUCAGCGUUAAAUGUCCGCGGGUUCAUGUGCCACAAGCCCGAGAGAGUUCGGGGUAUGGUGAUCAGAGAGCUCAAUAUGAAUUUAAUCAUGUGCCCCAGCACUACAGCUUCGUUAAGUCCAUCUUCAACCGCUCCCAGUUUCCUCACCACUCUUGGUUCCACUCCCGUUUCCUCAACAGCUGUUGCAUUUCCUGGCAAUCCUGACCUGCUUCCACCUUCAGGUACGACAGCUUCGACAAGUUCCCCACUGCCUGAAGUCGAGAAUGAAAGAAGGACUAACGUGCCUCCACAGGAUGUAAUUCAGAUCUCUUUUACUUUUGUGAAUGACUCGUGCAUUCAAGUCAGUUGGACGUCUGUUUUUCUAGUGACAGCCUUCAAGGUCACGUGGGUUAAAAUGGGUCACAGCUUGACGGGGGAUAUCGUACAAGAGAAGGUGGUCAGUGGGGAGCAUCAGAGGAUAAGCCUGGUAAACUUGGAGCCAAAAUCCACAUAUCGCAUUUGUAUAAUCCCCUUAGAUGCUUUUAAUAACUAUCGUCCAGGGGAUGAUACUGUAUGUUCGGUGGCCACCACUAAACCUGCUGCUUUUAAUUCUAACAAUAAGGCUUCGGGGCCAGAGCAAGCUACUCAACAGAACCCAAACUCUCCCUUCCUCCUGGCCGGUUUAAUAGGAGGUGCUGUAAUCAUCGUCCUGGUUGUUUUGCUAAGCAUAUUCUGUUGGCACAUGCACAAGAAAGGAGGUUAUGCCUCCUCUAAGUGGAAAUACAACCGAGGGCGCAGAAAAGAUGACUACUGUGAAGCUGGAACUAAAAAGGAUAAUUCUAUCCUGGAAAUGACUGAAACAAGUUUUCAGAUAGUGUCUCUGAAUAAUGAACAGUUUGUGAAAGGAGAUUUCAGAAUACAACCCCUGUAUGCACCAAACGGAGACAUUGGCUUCAGAGACUGUCAUAUAGGGAACAACAUUACGUACUGCAAGGGUAGCGUUCCAGAUGUCGAAUUCUGCCACACAUGAUAAUUUGCCUCUUUGUAAUAAUUAUUACAUUUGAUAUGUGUGUAUGUGUGUGUGUGUGUGUGUGUGUGUGUGCGUGUGCAUGUGUGUAUG
Molecule: messenger RNA, 3188 nt
Organism: Polypterus senegalus (gray bichir)
Lineage: Eukaryota; Metazoa; Chordata; Cladistia; Polypteriformes; Polypteridae
Product: leucine-rich repeat transmembrane protein FLRT2
Exons: 4
Coding region: 1104-3098 (664 amino acids)
Molecular function (GO): protein binding
Source: RefSeq, a predicted model, not a curated record